This is a messenger RNA of Sphenostylis stenocarpa, 2388 nucleotides long. The record is from the annotation of a GenBank genome assembly. Lineage: Eukaryota; Viridiplantae; Streptophyta; Magnoliopsida; Fabales; Fabaceae.
AUGAAGUUUGGAAAAGAAUACACGGCACAAAUGGUGCCGGAGUGGCAAGAGGCAUACAUGGAUUACAAUUUUCUGAAAUCCCAGCUGAAAGAAAUCCAGCGUUUCAGACAGAGAACGAAGGCUCCUGCAGCCACACCAAGAGGACUGAGGCGAAAGAUGACACUGUACAGAGCCUUCAGCGGGCUGACACAGAGACGGUACAAGCCUCUGAGUCCCUCCGGCGACAUCGAGAGCCAGAACCAGAGCGAGCCCAUCAUGGUGCAGGCGGUGAAGCGAGGUGGGUCGGAGAGAUACGAAACGACGUUUCUGAUGAGCUCAGACGAAGGGGGGGAGUACGAGUUGGUGUACUUCAAGAGAGUGGACGAUGAGUUGAACAAGGUGGAGAGGUUUUACAGGGGGAAAGUGGAGGAGGUGAUGAAGGAAGCGGCAAUGCUGAACAAGCAAAUGGACGCUUUGAUCGCUUUCAGGAUCAAAGUUGAGAACCCCACCGCCUCCUUUGAUCGCUCCGUCGAGAUGACUCGCCUUGCCUCCGACGUUGCUUCUUCAUCCGCCGUGCUCUCUGCUUCCACACCCCGAGGCGCCAAACUCAACAGAAAGGUUUCGAUGAUGAUGGAAGUUAUUGAAGAGGGUAGCACUCAUCGUGAACAAUCAGAUGAUUCUAAUGAUGAUCAAGAACAAGAAAAAGCAACUGUUAAACCAAAAGUGGUGGAAAAGAAGCCAAAGGAUAUCAGGGGUAUUAGACCAGCUCCUUUGGAAGUACUUGAUCAUGUGCAAUUGAACCACACCUUUGAAACUCCACGUUCAACUAUAAAAGGUGUUCUAAAUUUCCCUGGCCACACAGAACUACAUUUCAGCAGAAAAAAUCUGAACAAAGUUGAGGAACUACUUCAACGCUCAUUCAUUGAAUUCUACCGCAAGCUUCGCCUUCUAAAAAGCUACAGCUUUCUAAAUACCUUGGCAUUUUCAAAGAUAAUGAAGAAAUAUGAUAAGAUCACAACAAGAGAUGCAGCUAAAGCUUAUAUGAAAAUGGUAGACAAUUCCCAACUUGGAAACUCUGACGAGGUCACAAAGCUCAUGGAUAGGGUUGAGAAAACGUUCACUAAGCACUUCUACAAUUCAAAUCGUAAUAAAGCCAUGAGUAUCUUAAGGCCAACAGCAAAGAGGGAAAGACACAGAGUUACAUUUUCCAUGGGUUUUUUAGCAGGAUGCACAGCAGCUCUGGUGUUAGCCCUUAUUCUAAUCGUUCGUACGCGAAAAAUAUUGGACCACUCAGGGAGUACUAAGUACAUGGAAACCUUGUUCCCACUGCAUAGUCUGUAUGGAUACGUAGUUCUACACUUGCUGAUGUAUGCUGCCGAUAUAUACUUCUGGAGGCGGUACAGAGUGAACCACUCAUUCAUAUUUGGUUUUAAGCAAGGCACUGACUUAGGCUACAAUCAAGUCCUUCUCCUCGGUUUUGGUCUAGCAGUGUUAGCACUGGGUGGUGUGCUCGCAAACCUAGACAUGCAGAUAGAUCCACAGACAAAAGAUUACCAAACAUUGACUGAACUUAUUCCACUCAUCUUGCUCCUUGCUGCGAUUGCUAUUUUAUUGUGCCCCAUAAACAUCUUUUAUCGCUCAAGCAGGGUUUUCUUCCUCGUGUGCCUAUUUCACUGUAUAUGUGCACCUCUUUACAAGGUCACACUACCGGACUUUUUCUUGGCAGAUCAAUUUACUAGCCAGGUGCAAGCCUUGAGAAGUUUUGAGUUCUACAUUUGCUAUUACGGCUGGGGUAAUUUCAAACAGAGAGAAAACACUUGCAACUCUAGCAGCGUAUUCAUAACUUUCUCAUUCAUCGUUGCUGUUAUUCCCUACUGGUCCCGUUUCCUCCAGUGUAUUAGGCGGCUGUUCGAAGAGAAAGAUCCAAUGCAAGGAUAUAAUGGAUUGAAAUACUUCCUUACAAUUAUUGCUGUUUGCCUAAGGACAGCGUAUAGUCAUAACAAUUCAAUGGUGUGGAAAGUGUUGGCUUGGGUUUUCUCAAUAUUUGCAGCAGUUGCUUCUACAUAUUGGGACCUUGUAAUAGACUGGGGCCUUUUGCAGAGGCGUUCCAAGAAUCGCUGGUUGAGAGACAAACUCGCUGUCCCUCAAAAAAGUGUAUAUUUUAUAGCCAUGGUCCUUAAUGUCUUGUUGAGAUUUGCCUGGUUGCAGACAGUCUUGAGAUUCAACUUUAGCUUCUUGCAUAAACAUGCCAUGACUACCAUUGUUGCAUGUCUAGAGAUCAUUCGUCGUGGCAUAUGGAACUUCUUUAGAUUGGAGAAUGAGCACUUGAACAAUGUUGGCAAGUACCGUGCAUUUAAGUCUGUGCCUCUACCCUUCAAUUACGACGAAGAUGAAGAUAAAGAUGAGUGA